AUGGAAGCUGCCUGGAUUUCAAAGAACUAUGGUGACGAUCUGUACCUACGUACACUUGUAUCGGACUUCUCGAUAGAAGACUUGCUCAUGCAGACAAGAAGGAUAAGGUACGACGUCAUCGGCCUGGCCAAGACGAGAAGACGCCAGCGUUUCAACGCCAUCAAUGACACCGGAGAAGAACUAUUCCUCGGAACAUGCGACAGUAGAGGAGUCGGCGGCGCCGGCUUUCUCGUCAACACCAGUUUGUCCAUGAACAUCGAUUCAUUCGAACAACUUGCAACCCGAAUCGGAUGUUUACGAUUAAAAAGACGUGGAUCAAUUUUGGCUUUGACAAUCUUCGUCGUUUACGCGCCGACAUCAAAUUAUGACGAAGAAGUCGAAGUUCUAUAUGGACUUGGCGAAGUUCAUGCAUGCGUGUGUGGGUGCGUUCUUUAG
Angiostrongylus costaricensis is the source of this 435-nucleotide messenger RNA. The record is from the annotation of a GenBank genome assembly. NCBI's taxonomy places the organism in Eukaryota, Metazoa, Nematoda, Chromadorea, Rhabditida, Metastrongylidae.